Drosophila serrata is the source of this 885-nucleotide messenger RNA. RefSeq lists its product as uncharacterized. NCBI's taxonomy places the organism in Eukaryota, Metazoa, Arthropoda, Insecta, Diptera, Drosophilidae. The record is from RefSeq and is a predicted model, not a curated record.
AACAUGGACACACGUUUGCUGGUCGCUCUACUGCUGGUCGGAGGCUCCUGGGCAGAGGAUGGGGAGCGACCGGAUUCACUGCACGUGAAGCGUGGACGCUAUGUGCCCGAGUUGCAUGGAGCCACGGCUGGCUGGUACGUUCCCGAUAAUAGUGGAAAGUACCGCCACGAUCCCCGGCCCUAUGAUGGUGGCUAUGGGGACCGCGGUGAGCCCUACUCCGCCGAUCUGCGCGGCAUCUUCCGCAACGUCCAGGAUCAACUGGAGGCCCGUGUGCAGGAAGCCGGUGGCGAUUCCCUGUCGUUGGGUCCCCGUGAUCAUCUGCGCUUUAUGAUCGACUUCAACUUCAAUGGCACCGGCUGGCAGAUAAUCCAAUUCCAGUGGCUGCGCGAUGGCGACGAAUCGCAUCCGGACACCAAGCGCUAUAGCUAUGUCAAUGAGAACAAGCUGUGGGGUGACGAGUCGGAAUCGGUGUCGGAUUCGGAACAUGAAAAUCAGGCCUACGAGUACCAGGAGCCGGACGAAGGAUGUGAGGCGAGCUGUCAGCCGGAGAGCGAAGUAACCGUGGCAGAGACCAGUCAGUCCCAGCCGGAGCCAGUUGAGGAGGCAAUUCCGGAGACAGUUGAAGAGCAGAAGCUGCGGAAAACUAACAUCUACUCCGAGAGGGAUCCUGCCAAGAUUCAUAAUACCAUAAACGAGGUCCUGGAAUACAUACAACAGCACAUCCUGCCUACACUGAGCUAAAACCUAUAGAGCCUAUAGAAAUAGAAAAAUAUCUAUUAAAUCUGAAUAGAUAGAAAAGAAAAUAAACUGUAGUUUGGAAAAUUCACCCUGUAGGAUUUAAUACUUUUAAGCAAUGAAAACUAAUAUUAUUAUUACCCAUUACUA